AUGGAAGUGCUUGAAAGUAGCGAGGAUUACGGUGGCGCUGGGGAGCCAGUUGCCUUCAAUCACUCGAACAUCAUAUAUCGAAUGAACAAUGAACUGUACCAAGCAUCCUCUCGGAAAAGAUGUACCCCGAAUGCAGAGUUCAAGCUCAGUGAUCUAUACAACAUUACUAUGAUCCCUUCAGCUGCUCUUUCUGCACCAUUCGAUCCAUCAUUCACAGAGACAUCCAAUCCCUCGCAAUGGUACAUCAAACGACCAAAACUGUCGACCUACACCAGCUCUUAUCCCGAAGCAAUAUCUCAACUUCUCACCCGCGAAGCCCGCGUUUGUGAAACAAUCAAGCGGAAUCCUCACCCGAAUAUAGCUCAAUAUCAUGGAUGUGAGGUCCAAGAUAGCCGGAUCAAGGGACUUUGUUUUACUAAAUACGACUGCACUCUGUAUCAGCGAGUCAAUCCACGUAAAUAUGGAAAGCGUGCCUUUGUUGCUCAUCGGGGUGAAUUAUCGCCUUUGCAGGUCUCGAGCUGGCUGCGUGGUAUUGAGGCUGGUAUACGGCAUUUGCAUUCUCUUGGGAUCAUCCACAACGAUAUCAACCCGUCCAACAUCAUGUUCGCAGGAGACAUUCCCAUCAUCACGGAUUUUGAUUCUGCCGCUAAAGAGGGCGAUGAUAUGACCAUGCAUGGAGGAACAUAUGAAUGGUACGACGAGACACGAAGGAUUGCGAGGCCUCAAAAUGACCUUGAUGCUUUGCGAGAAUUAGAUACAUGGUUGAGAGGAUCUGUGGAUGAUUUCAUAUACGAAACUUGA
Penicillium brevicompactum is the source of this 801-nucleotide messenger RNA. RefSeq lists its product as uncharacterized. Bases 1 to 801 code for a protein of 266 amino acids. Gene Ontology annotation, molecular function: protein serine/threonine kinase activity; RNA endonuclease activity; ATP binding. Gene Ontology annotation, cellular component: IRE1-TRAF2-ASK1 complex. Lineage: Eukaryota; Fungi; Ascomycota; Eurotiomycetes; Eurotiales; Aspergillaceae. The record is from RefSeq and is a predicted model, not a curated record. Gene Ontology annotation, biological process: IRE1-mediated unfolded protein response; protein phosphorylation; intrinsic apoptotic signaling pathway in response to endoplasmic reticulum stress. The transcript has a single exon.